Lodderomyces oxycetoniae is the source of this 684-nucleotide messenger RNA. RefSeq lists its product as uncharacterized. Lineage: Eukaryota; Fungi; Ascomycota; Pichiomycetes; Serinales; Debaryomycetaceae. The coding region runs from base 1 to 684 and encodes 227 amino acids. The record is from RefSeq and is a predicted model, not a curated record. Gene Ontology annotation, biological process: positive regulation of TORC1 signaling. The transcript has a single exon. Gene Ontology annotation, molecular function: GTPase activator activity. Gene Ontology annotation, cellular component: cytosol.
AUGCCAAACUAUAUAGUAUGUCUAAGUCACUUCUGUGAGCUCCAUGGACCAUCAGUAAUUGCAUGUACCCAGUUCACUAAAUCUGAGCAAAAACAGGACAAUUUACUAUCAUCCAAUUCACGAGUGAUCAAUUGUUCAUCGUGCCAGUUAGUACUCCCUCAAGAUGCACUAAAUCUAUCGAGUCUAUCUGAUUCCAAGUCAUUUGUCACGACGCAUUAUCCAAGCUCUCAAAAACGGUAUGCUGCAUUGACAAAGUUUGUCAUGAAAUCACUCUCAGUAGAAACGAAUUUGGAUUUGUCGAAACCAAUGUUUUUUGGUGAUGCAAUCGAUGGCUUUUGUAUGAACAAGAUUUUCAAAAUUUACGAUAUAAACGCAAGAGGACAAGAGAGAAAGUAUAGUUUAAUGGUUAUGAGUGACUCGGAGUCGCAUUUAUUGGAGAACUGGGAUAUUAUCAGUCUAUACUUUGUCGAAGUAAUAAACUCAAUCCAAGAGAAAGUACAUAAUAUCAACGAAAAAAUACACCAGCAAAAUGGGUUAAUGAACGGAAAUCUAGUGGAUAACGAAAAAUACCUAAGAAGAUCUAUGGCUCGACCGAAAUCCUUGGUUGAGUUAACGGGGGAUGACCAAAUAUUUGUCAAGCUUCAUCUAUGGGCAAUAGAGCUAUUAAAGGAUAUAACCAGAUGA